CAGGUCAUUCAAGAUGGCGAGCUAUUUGCAGAGCACCUUUUCCGUAUUUUUGUUGGGAUUUUACAUACCACUGCUCGUCGCACAAGGAAUACCGGACUGUCGUGGUCAAAAGGCAGACAUAAUCUUUCUGCUGGAUUCUUCAACAAGUGAAGGUCAGCCAAACUUCAACCAUCAAUUAGACUUCGUGAAGAACCUGACAAAAAUCUACGAUAUCGGACCAAACAAUGUACAAAUUGGGUUAACCACGUUUUCAACACAGUCGCACCAUCAAUUCUGGUUAAAUUCUUACCAAGAUCAAACCAGUCUUCAGAAUGCAAUCGGCAACGUCCCCUACAUGUCUGGAAAUACGAACACAGGAGACGGCCUUAACUUUGUCACUACACAGGGGUUUUCGUCAGCCCAUGGCAUGCGCAAUGAUGCUACACAUAUCCUGGUGGUGAUAACAGAUGGCCAAUCUCAAGACACUACAACCACUGCUGCAAUGGCUGCCAAAGUACACCAAGCUGGUAUAGAAGUGGUGGCGAUUGGAAUAGGCAAUGGGGUGAGGAUGUCUGAGCUUCAGGCCAUCGCCAGCGACUCCAAACAUGUAUUGACAGUAGAGAGCUUCCUCGCGUUGGCUUCCAUCCAGCACAACUUGGCUUCAACAACGUGUAGCAGCUGCAAAACAUCACAGGCAGACGUUGUUUUCAUCCUGGACUCUUCUGGAAGUGAAGGAAACACUAACUUUCAAAAGGAACUCCAGUUUGUCAGCAAUUUCGUAACUAAUGUGCAUAUCGGCCCACAGAACAUUCAAGUCGGGUUGGUUACUUUUUCCGACAUAGCCCAAAAUGAAUUCUACAUGAACACCUAUCAAACUAAACGGGAUAUGAUAGCCAAGCUACAGAAUGUUUCUUACCGGGGAAGUACGACACACACCGAGCUGGGAUUACAGUAUGCUAGGCAGGACCAGUUUACAUCUAGUCAUGGAUCUCGGCCUAAUGUUAAGAAGAUUGCAGUCGUCUUGACGGAUGGACAGUCGCACAGCCAUACGUUGACACUUAGUGAGGCGACAAAACUAAAGCAAUUCGGGGUCACGAUCAUCAGUGUUGGUAUCGGUACUGCAGUAAGUGAAACUGAGAUCAACGGCAUAGCAUCAGACCUAAAUCACGUCUUCACGGUAGCAACGUUUGACGCGCUACACACCAUACAAUCAGAACUUGAAAACACAGCGUGUGGUGGCACUGUUCCUCCCCCAACUACUGUCUCUACAGAAUGUGGAUCUAAGCCUGCGGAUAUCGUUUUUGUUUUGGAUUCGUCUGGAAGUGAGGGCGCUGAUAACUUCAAUAAGCAGCUCCAAUUUAUGACAAACUUCGUCACAAAUUUCCAAAUAGGUCCACAUGAUGUUCAAUUCGGUCUAGUAACAUUUUCAAUAGACGCUAUAAACGAAUUCUACUUAAACACGUACAACAACCAACAAGACAUUUCAAACAAGUUAACCAACAUCGCCUAUGUUGGUAGUACAACACAUACAGAGCUAGGUUUACAAUAUGCCAGACAAUUUCAAUUUACUCCUACACACGGAUCACGGCACAAUGCGCAAAAAAUUGUAAUAAUUCUGACAGACGGGCAAUCAAAUAGCAAGCCUGACACAAUUCACGAGGCGAACUUGCUAAAACAAAUGGGUGUUAAGAUUAUAAGCAUUGGGAUAGGGACCGGCAUCUCACAGACAGAGCUUGAGUCUAUGGCAACAGAUCAACAACAUGUCUUCAACGUUGGCAACUUCGACGCUCUGCACACUAUUCAGUCCGAGCUAAAGAAUACUGCUUGUGGUGUAGGAAGUGGAGGAACAGCAGUUACAUCACCUGGCCCAAACUCCGUUUGUAUGGCAGAUGUAGUGUUUGCUAUAGAUGCGUCUGGAAAUGAGGGACAAUCAAAUUUCCAAAAAUCUCUCAGUUUCAUGUCGGAAGUCGUAAAUGAGUUCCCAGUUAGCCCUGGCAAUGUCCAAUUCAGCUUGGUCACAUUUGGAGCACACGCAAGCUUGGAUUUUAAACUAUCUCAGUACCAUAAUAAAGCUUCAUUAAUCAGAGCGAUACAAAGGGCGCCAUAUAUUGGAGGAUCACAAACAUCUUGGGUUGCAUUGCAUCUUGUACGUCAGUCCGUACUGACCGCUGCUGGGGGUGCAAGGGCUGGCGUCAAGUCAUUUGUCAUUCUUAUAACAAAUGGACCAUCAUCGAGUCAUUCUGCAUUUCUGAGAGAGACAGCCACUCUGAAUCAAUCUACAAAUAUGACGGGAAUAGCUAUCGGUAUAGGAAAUGGAGUUAACUCAUAUGAAUUGGAUGUCUUUGCUGCUGAUAGGCGUCAUGAAUUCCGCAUCAGUAACGCAGAUGAUUUGUCAACCCUCAAACACACCAUCCGUGAUACCAUCUGUGGAGGCACAGCACAAACACUUACCACUUCAAACCCCGCCUUAGCUACGACUCCCACAGGUAAUGGAUACAAUAAUUUGAUACUGUACGCUUUGUAUUCGCAUAGGGAAGCGUAAUUUUCUAUCACGUCAGCAAGAAGAAUUAGAAUUUAUAAUAAAAAUGUAUUCGUACUAUUUGUCGGCGAGUUUGUCUAUUGACCGUUUUUUAGCAUUAAGCCAAGUUAAGAAAUAUAAUGACAGUUUUCAUUGAAGUGUGUAAGAGUUUUGUUUUGUACAGUAUCUUGAGUAAGUCUGUACUUAUAUUAACAUAUAUGUGAUGGUGUUAUUAUUCCAGUCGGACAUUCUUUGAUAAUAAACUUUUUUCUCCU
Molecule: messenger RNA, 2772 nt
Organism: Pecten maximus
Lineage: Eukaryota; Metazoa; Mollusca; Bivalvia; Pectinida; Pectinidae
Product: collagen alpha-1(XII) chain-like
Exons: 8
Coding region: 14-2521 (835 amino acids)
Source: RefSeq, a predicted model, not a curated record